Molecule: messenger RNA, 3755 nt
Organism: Biomphalaria glabrata
Lineage: Eukaryota; Metazoa; Mollusca; Gastropoda; Planorbidae
Product: 6-phosphofructo-2-kinase/fructose-2,6-bisphosphatase-like
Exons: 16
Coding region: 587-2251 (554 amino acids)
Biological process (GO): fructose 2,6-bisphosphate metabolic process; fructose metabolic process
Cellular component (GO): cytosol
Molecular function (GO): ATP binding; fructose-2,6-bisphosphate 2-phosphatase activity; 6-phosphofructo-2-kinase activity
Source: RefSeq, a predicted model, not a curated record
AUCGGGAAACGGAAUAAAACGGCUGGGCUCCAUUGUGACCUCAUUUAGCCUAAAGUUUCAAGCUAACUCGUUUACUGCUUUAACACAUGUGUGCACUAGUUAAACAUGCAAAUCGACCUUGAUUUUUAUGAUUUGUGCAGUUUCUGACAUUUGUGUUACGAGUUUACAACUGUAUAGUUAUCCUUUGCUGUCUCAUAAUGAGUGCCCAAGUACGACCGACAAUUAUAAGUAUACAUACUCCUUGUUCUUGACAACUAUGGAUAAAGUGAAGCCAACUUUAUUUCUUUGCUUGUCUACAUCCCGUGAAUGUUUGAUACAACCCGCUGAGUGGAUAGUCUUAACGUUGGCCAGCAUUACUGUGUGUGUGUGUAGUCUAAUCGAGAGCUCAAAACAGUUGUUUACGCUGGACAUUUGAACACGUCAUUCUAUUGCAUACAAAUGCUUAAUCUGGACAUAUAAUUUGUCAUUUCGAUUAAUACACACUGCUUAAGCUGGGCAUUUAAACAGACAUUUCGGUGUAUGCAAAUGUUUAAGCUUGGAUUUGAGUAAAGAACGUUUGAUCUAUUCACAUUUCAAUCAUUGAACAAUGAUGUCCGACCAGUCCGAUUCUAUGGAUGCGUCUACGCCGGACUCACAGUCUCAGUCCGGUGACGAUGUUUUUGGAGCAUCAAACGGCCAAGAGACUGCCCCGGCUAAUGUGGCAAUGGAAUGUGUUAAUAAUUCAGAAUGUGCAAAUAAUGCGGACUGUGGCGCGCCUCCUUCAUUGGUGGACGGCACAGAUGGAGUCCAAGAAACGCCACAUUUUGCCAAAGAAAGACGCAGGCGUCUAAGUGGCUGGAUGCCUAGAAGCAAAGAUUUGCAAGAGUCUACAACAAAAUCUGGCUACGGCUGGACAAAGACAAAGUGCAGCAGUUGUGCCAACAAAUCAUCAUGCCCUCAUGUACUACGAGCACCCACUGUUAUUGCAAUGGUGGGUCUCCCAGCUCGGGGUAAGACCUACAUUUCAAAGAAGUUGACAAGGUACCUUAACUGGAUUGGAGUGACCACAAAAGUAUUCAAUGUGGGUGAAUACAGGCGAGCCAAAACUGACAAAUACAGGAAUCAUGAAUUUUUUAAACCUGAAAACAAAGAAGCACAAGAACUGCGCAGUCAGGUGGCAAUGUUGGCCAUGGAAGAUGCUGCCAAAUAUCUAGAAGAAGGGGGAGGAGAAGUAGCAGUUGUGGAUGCAACCAACACCACUAGAAGCAGACGAGCCAUUCUUGUUAAAAUGUUUACAGUAGACAGGAAUUUUAAGCUCUUCUUUGUAGAGUCUGUAUGUGAUGAGCCAUCUAUUAUAGAGGCUAAUAUACUGGAAGUCAAGGUUUGUAGCCCUGACUAUUUGGGCAUGGAUAAAAAUACAGCUCUUGAAGACUUUCUUAAAAGGAUAGAGCACUACAAGCAGGAAUAUGAAGCCUUGGACUACAGAUUUGAUAAGGAUAUAUCAUUUAUACAGAUCUUCAACCAGGGAGAAAGAUUCAUUGUUAACAGAUUAGCAGGUCAUCUGCAGAGCAGAGUUGUCUAUUAUCUCAUGAAUAUUCAUGUGCUUCCAAGAACAAUUUAUCUUACCAGACAUGGUGAGAGUGUCAUGAACCUACAAGGUCGUAUUGGUGGCAAUAGUGAACUUAGUGAUCAUGGCCAUAGAUAUGCUGAAGAGCUUGGUCGAUUUGUUCAAAAUGAGAAUAUACCCAACUUAAAAGUGUGGACAAGUGAGUUGGUUCGAACUAUUCAAACUGGUAGAUUUAUAGAUGCACCAAAGGAGCACUGGAAGGCUCUCAAUGAAAUUGAUGCAGGUAUAUGUGAAGGUAUGACCUAUGAAGAAAUUCAGGAGACAUAUCCACAAGAUUUUGCAGACAGAGAUCAAGACAAGUAUCAUUACAGAUAUCCCAGUGGGGAGUCAUAUCAAGAUCUAGUGGCCAGACUAGAGCCUGUUAUACUAGAGCUUGAACGUCAAGAAAAUGUUAUGGUUAUAUGUCAUCAAGCAGUCCUUAGGUGCCUUCUAGCCUACUUCCAAGACAAAAGUGCAGACAAUCUUCCUUAUCUGAAAGUCCCCCUUCACACUGUCAUCAAGCUAACACCAGUGGCUUAUGGUUGUAGAGUAGAGUUUGUAGCUCUUGAUAUACCUGCUGUCAACACACACCGGGACAGGCCUGUGAAUGUGACUAGGUCCCGAUCGACAUGUGAAGCCCUGGAGACUGUACCAAACCAUGAGUAGUGCAGCUUGACUGACUAGGAAGAUUCUGUAAUAUGGGAAUUAAGAAAUUGCAAGCAUGUUUUUCCCUAUUCUUGAUUCUCCCAUAGACAGAAUACCUACAGAGAAAUCAUUAUCCACCAUAAUCAGACUUGUUCCAACAAAAGUCAUUUGGAUGCUUUCCACAAGAAACUUCAGCAUUGCUGUGAUGCCAACUAUUGUGAAUGAAUAAGGAGAAAAAGAGCUGAAAAUAUUUGUUUGUACACAGACAAAUUCUAUUUUAACAUUGCAGGUCUACUUUUCUGUGUAACCAAUAUUUAUUUACACUGCCAUUUAAUCUAGGUUUUGAUGUUAUCCACUGUACAUUAUAUUUGAAACAUUUACAUUCCUAGAGCUUAGAUACCAAAAGAUUGAAUAGUGUGUUUCAGCUAUUGUAAGUUAAUCACAUAGAAUGAUUUGCAGUGUAAUUAUUAUUUUUUUUUGGCUCUCAUACUCAUUAUUACGUUGCAUACCCAGUACACAAAUAAAAAAAACUUAUCUGACUUCUUUCUAAUGGUUUUUAAAGAAAAAAUGUGUUCAAAGUGAAAGCAGUUAGUUGUUUUUUUAGUUACAAUUUUAGAGUGGUCCUAUAUUUUUAUAAAAAUAUUUAAUGUAUGCAUGAUCAUUAUAACAUCAGUUGCCAUCCCACAGAGUUAUUAGUGUGAUUAAGAUUUUAACUGAUUUUGAUAACUUUUAUUAUAAAAAUGGAGGUUACACUUUUUCAUCUGAUCUAUCUUAAAGCAGCAAUCAUAAUGUUUAUAACAAUCUAUCUAUCUACUAGAAUUUAUUUGUUUUUGAUUUGAGUUUAAUAUUUUAGUUUAAACCAGUUUAUUUCAAAAACAACUUCAGCCUGUGGUUUCUAAUGAUUCUCUUGAAUCAACACUAUUUUACUCAAGUUAGUAUAAAAGUCAUAUUAGUGUCACGAAGUUUGAAUAGAAUGCUGUGCUCCUGUGUUGUUUCAAAAGAGUUUCCUUAUCUUACUUCCAAUUAGAAGAUUAAGCAAUAAGCAUUAAUAUGCAUUUUGUGAAGUAGUUUCUGUUGUAUUAGGUUUCUUACCAUUUAUUUAUUUUUUUUAAAUUUUAUGUUGACCAUAGCAAGAUGUAUUGAAGAGGCUUAUAUACAUUUAUAGCUUGUUGUCUAAAAAAGGGUUGGUAAAUAAAAGUGACAUUUUAGUUAUUUUGUCAGUCUUUUUACAUUUUAUCUAAGUGUACUUGUCAAGUAUCAUACCUUAGUCUCAAUCUAUUUAAAUGACGGUGAAAGUAUUAAAAAAAAAAGAUGUUUUAAUUGUAUGAUUAUAUUUUUUAAUGAACAAUAAUACUAGAGAUGAUCUAAGGAUGAGUGAAGGUAGAAAGCUACAUUUUCUGCAUAAUUAACUGUUGUUAAGAUAAUCUAUUUUAAAGCUUUUUUAUAGCGCACAAAUUUAUGCUGUUGUGUAUAUUUAUAAAUAUAGAACUAUAUAGUAGACAAAAAUAAACUGAGUAUUUAGUAA